CCUUCUUCCCCCCAGCAUACAAGGCGACGUCGAGUGACGAAACUACGAAACUCCUAAUACUGCCCAUGAAGACGGACAGGGCGGCGAGAUGCCCCUUGUGGACGUUCAUGGCCAACAUGGUGUUGACUUCAACACUAAGUGGUAUCACGGUUAGGAAAGCGAGAAGGAAUCAGAAGCCAGACAAUCCAUUGCCUCACCUCUGCAGUGUAAUGCAGGCCACACAGACUUCUGCACCACACCUUUAGGCUUUAGCAGUGGUUCAAGGCUGAGCUAGGAGAUAAGGCAGACCCGUCCCCAAGAUCUGCCGGACCCAAUUGGCUCCUAUGGGCCUCCCCCUUUUCUUCUCC
Amorphotheca resinae ATCC 22711 is the source of this 347-nucleotide messenger RNA. RefSeq lists its product as hypothetical. Lineage: Eukaryota; Fungi; Ascomycota; Leotiomycetes; Helotiales; Amorphothecaceae. The record is from RefSeq and is a predicted model, not a curated record. The coding region runs from base 66 to 245 and encodes 59 amino acids. The transcript has a single exon.